Messenger RNA from Portunus trituberculatus (swimming crab), 2592 nucleotides. Its product is annotated as organic cation transporter protein-like. The transcript has 12 exons. NCBI's taxonomy places the organism in Eukaryota, Metazoa, Arthropoda, Malacostraca, Decapoda, Portunidae. Gene Ontology annotation, molecular function: transmembrane transporter activity. Gene Ontology annotation, cellular component: membrane. The coding region runs from base 528 to 2186 and encodes 552 amino acids. Gene Ontology annotation, biological process: transmembrane transport. The record is from RefSeq and is a predicted model, not a curated record.
ACGUGGUUAGUCUGUAGAGCACUGUGAGGUUACAUGGGUGUGAGUCUGAAGAGUUAGCAUGAAUAGCCUCAGUGUACUCGUGUGGUAUGGGGAAGGUCAGUGUCUUGUCAGAUGGAGAGGUGGCGUAUAUACAGUGCACACUCACAAUGCCCGAUGUUGCGUGUAGGGCAACGCUUGGGGUAAAUGAAAGAAAAACGGGUUAUUGUUCACUGACUGCAUAAUAUACGGUAAAUGCAGUUACAUGGACUGAUUACAUGACAGAACAAAUAAGUGAUUGAACUGCAAGAUAUGAUAUGAUGAACAAUUGUCAAACUACUUGGAUGAUUGAAGAACUAAAACCUGUAUUUUGAAGCGCUUUCCUCUCUCAUCACGACUAUUUUCAGAAGUCCACAACCACCACCACCACUGCCACCACCAUAGUCGCUCGCAUAGUCGCUGCCACAGCCUCGCUCCGGGAGUUUGUGGUACGUGUGGGUGGCCAGACACGCACCACCGCCACCGCCACCACCACCGCCACCACCACCACCAUGCAUUUCGAAGAUCUGUUGGAAGAGGUCGGAUCCUUCGGCCUCUACCAGCGCGUCCUGUGCUUCCUGCUCAUCCCGAUUACUACAGGCGUGGUGGGCCUCACCUAUUACUUCCAGUUGUUCAUCCUGACGGCGCCGCCCCACACGUGCCGUCAGGAGGUGGUGGGCAACGCAACGCAGAUGGAGACGUUGCUGGAGGCGACACCCUAUACGUCAGCAGUUCGGGAGCCGUACGUGUGCCACCAGUUCCCAGCUAACUACACCCUCCCCGUCAACGCCUCCUCCCUGGCCUCCCUCAGCGCCCCCUCCGUGCCCUGCGACAACGGCUGGGACUAUGACUACCAAACCUACUUCUCCUCCUACACUUCUGAGCGCGACUGGGUAUGCGACGAGGCGUGGCGGAACUACUUGGUGGUGACUCUCUUCUGGGUUGGCAACACUGUCGGAUCCUGGCUGUGGGGACUCGUCUCGGACCUGCGUGGGAGGCGUGUGGCCAUCGCGGGCAGCCUGCUGGUGUAUAGCUUGGCGGGGCUGGCGUCAGUCUUUGCCAAGGAUUUCUACUUGUUCUCUACCCUACGCUUCCUGGUGGGCUCCUCUCACCACACCGUCACCCAUCUACCCUUCGUGCUGGUGGUCGAGUACUGUGGUCUGAAGGCCCGAGUGGUUCCCCUCUUCACGAUCAUGGUCACCUACACUCUUGCUUCCAUCGCCGCCCCUGCCAUCGCCUAUCUCGUGUGGGACUGGACUUAUCUCACCCUCAUUGCUGCUAUCCCCUCCCUGGCUUUCCUCUUAGGCUUCAAAUGGCUCCCGGAAUCUGCUUCGUGGCUUUUGACGAAAGGAAGAGUGGAGGCUGCCAGAACCCAGCUGUCCAGGGUGGCGAAAGUAAACAAGCAGGAGCUGUCUGGGGAGAGGCUGACGACGCUGCUGGUGGAGGCUGGGGAGGGGGAGGCAGAUGGGGACAAGAAGAAGAGUGGUGGUGGGGUUUCCAUUCUUCAGGCUGUCCAAUAUCCGAAGCUAAGAUGCAAUAUUCUGCUGGUUCUGCUGGUGUGGAUGUUGGCGUGCAUGUGUUUCUACGGCCAUUGCCAGAACACAGCCAACCUGGGGAGCAGUGUUCUGAUGAGCUACUUGCUGGGGGCCGUGGUGGAGGUGCCGUCCUGGUGUGUGCCCCUCCUCAUCCAUCGCUUUGGCCGCCGCAUGCCCCUCGCGUCCGCCUUCCUCAUCUCGGCCCUCGCUGGGUUCAUCUAUGCUCUUGUGCCUGCAGACAUGGAGUGGUUGGUGCUGGUGGUGGCGCUGAUGGGCCGUGCCUCCAUCACCGGUGCCUACUACAUCACCCUGCAGUACGGCCCUGAGAUAUUUCCCACGGAGGUCAGGGGACAGGGGGUGGCCCUCUCGGAGACCCUUGGUGGCGUGGCGAUAUUCAUCUCUCCCAUGGUGGUGUACCUGGGAGAGUUUAAGAGAACGGCUCCUCUGCUGGUGUUUGCUGGGCUGUCAGUGCUGGGCGGGGGUGCCACACUGUUGCUGCCGGAGACUGCGGGCAUGGUGCUCCCUCAGACGCUGGCCCAGGCUGAGGUGUUCUCCAGGCAGGCCACUCCACUGUGCUGCGGGUCAAGAUCAAAAGGAGAAGGGAAGGAGGAGGAACAAGGUGACGAGACGCUCUAGCCUUUCCUAUCGUCUUCACUAUCUUGUCUUCUCUCUCCAUUUCUACACUCUUCUUUAACCUCAUCCAGCACAAAAAAAAAAGAUUGGUGUGUGUGUGUGUGUGUGUGUGUGUGUGUGUGUGUGUGUGUGUGUGUGUGUGUGUGUGUGUGUGAUAAGGUAAUUUGAUGCCUGAAGUUAUUUUUCUUAUUAGUAAUUUUUCUAAAGGACAAAAGUGCAAUAUGGAUGUGUAGAUACUCAUGUGUGUGUGUGUGUGUGUGUGUGUGUGUGUGUGUGUGUGUGUGUGUGUGUGUGUGUGUGUGUUUUACUGAUAACUUCGUAAUUACCAAGACAUGCAGGUGUUUUCGGGUGCAAAAAUGUGACAAAAUCAAAGGUGCUAUAAUGUGGACCAAAUUAAAUAUAACUUUUA